GGUUCCAGCCCAACAACCCCCUGAGGGGGUUCCUGGUAGAGGCUGUGUCUGCAGGAUCCCUUGGAGAGCUAGCUCCGUGCUCCUCCUGCCCAUCAGGGCAUUUGGCCGGGCAGAAGGAAAGAAUGGGGCGGAGUGAGCUCUGGAAAGUGGGAAGAGGAGGGAGUGAGGGGAGACCCAGGGCGGGAUCCAGGCUUUGGAACGUUGGAGGUUUCCGGCCACAGAGGCAGGGAGGGCCUCAGGGGAGCCAAGAGAGGCGUGGAGAGACACACAUCGAGGAACUGAGACCAAGAACAGAGACAGGCGUUGGGAGGAGAGGGACCAGGGAGGAGCUGGGAGAGGUGGGGACCGGGGGGCAAGUGAUCUGGGCACACUCCAGUCCCCAGAGACACCCCCUCCUCAGAGACAUUUGUCCGCAGCCUUGGGUGCUGUGAGCCCGCCCUGAUGCAGGCAGCCUGGCUCCUGGGGGCCCUGGUGGUCCCUCAGCUCCUGGGUUUCAGCCACGGGGCUCGGGGAGCCGAGAGGGAGUGGGAGGAGGGCUGGGGAGGCGCCCAGGAGGAGGAGCGGGAGAGGGAGGCCCUGAUGAUGAAGCAUUUACAGGAGGUUCUGGGGCUGCCCACUUUGAGGGGGGACGACAAUCUUGAGGGAACCCCUGCAGACAAAGGGGCCUCAGAGACUGAGGAGGGCCAGCAGGAGGAGGAAGAAGAGAAGGAAGCAACGCCGAUCCCCUCCUCCAGCCCCAGCCCCUCUCCCACCCCGGAGGACGCCAUCACUUACAUCCGUGAGUUAUCAUUAGGUCUGCCCUGCCCGCCAGGCCUCCACAUCAUUUGCACCAAAAUGAACCGUCCUGUCGCUAACGGGGGAAGCUUUCAAUUGCUCACGGCCCAGCCCGACUCGCCCACAACCCUGAGCUCUGGGUCCCGGCCUUGCCUCCCAAAAAGGGCGGGGCCACCGACCUUCUAGGACUCCCGAGUCCCCCAACUCCUAUUCCACAAACUCGGCCCCCAGAGGCCAUAGGUCCCUGUCCCCCCAA
Messenger RNA from Myotis davidii, 1030 nucleotides. RefSeq names its product C-type lectin domain family 11 member A (gene CLEC11A). The coding region runs from base 442 to 960 and encodes 172 amino acids. NCBI's taxonomy places the organism in Eukaryota, Metazoa, Chordata, Mammalia, Chiroptera, Vespertilionidae. The record is from RefSeq and is a predicted model, not a curated record. The transcript is spliced from 2 exons.